Molecule: messenger RNA, 682 nt
Organism: Heterobilharzia americana
Lineage: Eukaryota; Metazoa; Platyhelminthes; Trematoda; Strigeidida; Schistosomatidae
Source: the annotation of a GenBank genome assembly
CUGUGCCCGAAUCACCUGAAUUUCAUCUUAGAACUUUGUACGAUUCAAGAAAUUGUGAACGAUGUUUUAUAACUGUGAAAUUCACUGGUUCACUUUAUUAUUGGCUUUCAAUGAAAUUGGAAUAUUAACUGGUGCCAAUCCACUUUCUUCAGAAUAUAAACCAGAUGAGACUAUAAUUAAACCAUGUAGAUCAGGUACAGCUGAUUGUAUGUUUGGUGAUUGUACAAAAAUUUGGCUAAGAAAAGGUAAAGAAAAACGUAUAAUUAUUCAAUGUCAAUGUUGGCCUGGAUAUACUGGUGAUUGGUGUAAUAUUUAUCCACCAGAACGUAUGCCAUGGAAAGGUUUAUUACAUACAGAAGGAAAAGAUGAAAUUACUCCUGUCAUUGAAAAUAGACGAAAAUUUCGUUCCUCUUUAGAUACAUGGAAUGAAUUAAUUCUUCAAUAUGCUGGAUACUUAGUAGAUGAUAAAAAUGAAUCAGCAACAAAACGACUGAUUAAUCGAUUUAUUAUCUAUCAAAACAGUUUUACAGCCGAUAAUAAUGAUAAUGAUAAUGAUGAUGAUCAUGAUGAAAGUUUGAAUUAUACAUCAAUUGAAACAUAAUCAUUCUACAUUAUCAUAAUUUAAAUCAUUGUCUUCUUCAUUGAAUAUGUAAUUAUUUUUCAUAAAUUUUAGUUCAGGUUA